AUGCGUGUUCAGGGGCACCAGAGAGAAGCCUGGGACCCCGGGGGGGCCCUCGGGCUGGAGGCGGCGUGGGCGGCCACGAAGGACAACGGAGGCCGGAGGGGCCCUCCUCGGAGGCACCUGUCGGGAAGUCUGGGGGUGGCGGCGACCCGGGGUGACGGAGGCGCUCGACGGCAGGGCAGGCCCCCGGCCGGGGUCGCCGGGGCUCGGGCGGAUGCUCGCAGCCCGCGGGUCGUGCAGGGGCCGCGGGGGCCCCGGGAAGCGCCGCCGCCCACGUGGCCGCCGCUCGGGCCCCGCCGCCCCCCGCGGGCGCCCCCGGGUCAGGGCGAGGCCGCGCCCGCCGCCCGCCCCGCCGCGCUGCGCCUGGCGCUGGAGCAGCUCUCGGGGCUGGGGCUGGGGCUGGGGCUGGGGCUGCGCGGCGCGGGCGGCGCGGACGACGAGGGCGCGGGCGGCGGGGACGGCGCGGGCGGCGCGGACGGGGCGGCGGAGCCCGCGCCCCCCGACGGCCGGGAGGCGGCGGCGCCCGCGGGGCCCGAGGCCGCGGCGCCCGGCCCGCUGGCGCUGCUGGACCCCGGCGGGAGCCCGCCGCCGCCGCCGCCGCCGCCGCCGCCGCCGCCCCCCUCCCGGCCGCCGCCCGACGUGUUCGCCGGCUUCGCGCCCCACCCCGCGGCCCUGGGCGCGCCGGGCCUGCUGGCCGAGCCGAUGAGCGUGAUCGGCAGCCGCAAGAAGAGCGUGAACAUGACCGAGUGCGUGCCCGUGCCCAGCUCCGAGCACGUCGCCGAGAUCGUGGGCCGCCAGGGGUGCAAGAUCAAGGCUCUGCGCGCUAAGACAAACACGUACAUCAAGACGCCCGUGCGUGGGGAGGAGCCAGUCUUCAUCGUGACCGGCCGCAAGGAGGACGUGGAGAUGGCCAAGCGCGAGAUCCUGUCCGCCGCCGAGCACUUCUCCGUGAUCCGCGCCACGCGCAGCAAGGCCGGCGGGCUGCCCGGCGCCGCGCAGGGUCCGCCCAACCUGCCGGGCCAGACCACCAUCCAGGUGCGCGUGCCCUACCGCGUGGUGGGGCUGGUGGUGGGGCCCAAGGGCGCCACCAUCAAGCGCAUCCAGCAGCGGACACACACGUACAUCGUGACGCCGGGGCGCGACAAGGAGCCGGUGUUCGCCGUGACGGGCAUGCCCGAGAACGUGGACCGGGCGCGCGAGGAGAUCGAGGCGCACAUCACGCUGCGCACGGGCGCCUUCACCGACGCGGGCCCCGACAGUGACUUCCACGCCAACGGCACCGACGUCUGCCUGGACCUGCUCGGGACGGCCGCUGGCCUCUGGGCAAAGGCCCCCAACCCCGGUCGGCGGCCCCCCGCGCCCACUGCCAGCCUCCGCGGGGACCCGGCCCUGGGGGCUCCCGGGGGCCCCGAGGCCUUCUACGCGGGGGGCCGUGGGGGGCCGCCAGUGCCCGAGGCCGGCCCCACCAGCCCCUACGGAGGCGGCGGCUCGGGCAACGGGGGCUUCACAUUCGGCGGCGACGGCCCGGGGGCCCCGGCGGGGCCGCCCGCCCCCGAGGACUGUGACUUCGGCUUCGACUUCCUGGCGCUGGACCUGACCGUGCCCGCCGCCGCCACCAUCUGGGCCCCGUUCGAGCGUGCGGCGCCGCUGCCGGCCUUCGGCGGCUGCUCGGCGGUCAACGGGGCCCCCGCGCCGCCCGCCCCGGGCGCCCGGCGCAGCAGCGGGACCGGCUCGCCGCGCCACUCGCCCACGCUGCCCGAGCCCGGCGGCCUGGCCCUGGAGCUGCCGCUGGCCCGCCGCGCCGGCCCCCCCGACCCGGUGGGCGCCCUGGCCUGGCGGCCCGCGCAGGGCACCCUGGCCUCCUUCCCCGGCGCCGGCUUCUCCGCGGCCGCCCCGCCGUGCGCCCCCCUGGACCCCGGGGCCUCCGAGGGCGGCCGCAAGCCCCCGCCAGCCGCGUCCUCGUCGUCAUCCUCGUCGUCGUCCUCGUCGUCGGCCGCGCCGCCCCCAGCCGCCCCCGGCCCGGCCCUGGCGCGCGAGUGCGUGGUGUGCGCCGAGGGCGAGGCGAUGGCCGCGCUGGUGCCCUGCGGCCACAACCUCUUCUGCAUGGACUGCGCCGUCCGCAUCUGCGGCAAGAGCGAGCCCGAGUGCCCGGCCUGCCGCACGCCCGCCACCCAGGCCAUUCAUAUCUUUUCCUAGCGGGGGCCGGGGCCGGGGGCGGGGGGCCGGGGCGGCGGGCGGCGGGACCAGCCUUCACAGACGAGCUUUAACUCGGCCCCAGGCGUGGAGACGGCUGCCCGACGGCAUCUCAGUUCCUAACAAAUAAACAGUAUUGAGUCGACAGGUUAAAAUAAACCAGAGAGAAAAGGUCUGCUUGCACUUUUUAUUUAAGACUCCCCGCCCCCCAGGGUGAUCUUUUUAAGGAAAAAAAAAAGAUGAUAUAUAUACACACACACACAUAUAUAUAUGAUUUUUACAACUCUCGCUAGUCCUUUGGGACUCGGAUUUCUGACUUGACAGUGCUGGCUCCGGACACCGCCGCAGCCUCUGCGAAUCCCCCCAAGGAGCCCUCUUGGGGUCCACCGGUUGCCCUUUUGUACGUCCGCGGGGGACAGGCUGGAGGGGGCGGGGUGGGGGCGGGGGGCCCAACCAGAAAUUUCUAACUUUUUGUUUUUAAUUAUUAAUCCCCUUCUGCUGUGGUUUCUGUUGUCGGUUUUUAAAUUUUUUAAAUUGUGUUUUUUUUAAACUUUUACUUUUUACCUCUUGUGUAUAUGUAGGGAAUUUAUAGGGAAAUAUGUACUUUAUGAAAUAAAUUUUAAGAACUAAAAUAUAUUUUAUUUUAAAUAAAGUAACGGACCUUUAAUCUUACACAGCUAAAUUACUGAUUAUAUAUUUGCUGAGCUGACUUAAGGGUUCAGAAAAUUGUAUCAAGAGUUUUAUUUUUUGACUUCAAAGCCUUCUUAAUAAAGUCUUUUUACUACA
Messenger RNA from Nyctereutes procyonoides (raccoon dog), 2976 nucleotides. RefSeq names its product mex-3 RNA binding family member D (gene MEX3D). The coding region runs from base 1 to 2193 and encodes 730 amino acids. NCBI's taxonomy places the organism in Eukaryota, Metazoa, Chordata, Mammalia, Carnivora, Canidae. Gene Ontology annotation, molecular function: RNA binding. The transcript is spliced from 4 exons. The record is from RefSeq and is a predicted model, not a curated record.